Meloidogyne enterolobii is the source of this 542-nucleotide messenger RNA. The record is from the annotation of a GenBank genome assembly. Lineage: Eukaryota; Metazoa; Nematoda; Chromadorea; Rhabditida; Meloidogynidae.
AUGACGACAACCUAUUUCGUCCUUACAUUCGUGAAUUUAUGGCACAAAAAAUUCACGCAAGUGGCUUUGACAACGACAUCAAAGGAGACAGACAGAAGGAAGAGAACUUCAUCAAGGAGUGCAAAGAAAAGUUUGGUAUCAUCAUCGACAGGGAGAAAAUGAAGGUCAAUAAAGGAAAGAGGACGCAAGCCAAAUUAUGUCUCAACAACUUAUGGGGUCGCUUCUCUCUCCGUAACUUUGGAUUGUCUCAAUGUGUGGUUACGGACGACCCUGCAGUCUACACCAAAUAUUCAAACGACCCUUCGCUUAUUAUAAACUUUUUUGAAGAAUUAACAGAUGAUCUACUUUUAAUUUCCUACACCAAAAAGAAGGAAUUUGUGGAAGAACAUGACUCAUCAAAUGUCAUCAUCUCCUUAUGGACUACCUCAGCAGCGAGGAUCCACUUGCUUCACGCCAUGCAACAGGUUGUGAGAACUCCUGACUGCACUUUGCUUUACACCGACACCGACUCCUUAAUCUUUUCACAUCCGAUUGACAACUGC